Messenger RNA from Eublepharis macularius, 939 nucleotides. Its product is annotated as olfactory receptor 13H1-like. The transcript has a single exon. Gene Ontology annotation, cellular component: membrane. NCBI's taxonomy places the organism in Eukaryota, Metazoa, Chordata, Lepidosauria, Squamata, Eublepharidae. The coding region runs from base 1 to 939 and encodes 312 amino acids. The record is from RefSeq and is a predicted model, not a curated record. Gene Ontology annotation, molecular function: olfactory receptor activity; G protein-coupled receptor activity. Gene Ontology annotation, biological process: G protein-coupled receptor signaling pathway.
AUGCCCGUGACCGAUGAAAAUCAGACCGUGGUAACACAAUUCAUUUUGGUUGGACUUUCAGAUCAUCCACAAGCUCAGCUCGUUCUCUUCUGGCUGCUUCUGGGCGUCUACUUCCUCACUCUGCUUGGCAACGGUCUUAUGAUCAUGGUCAUUAUUGCUGAUUCCCAUCUCCACACGCCGAUGUAUUUCUUCCUCAGCAACCUCUCCUUGAUAGAUAUUUUCUACACCACUAGCAGCAUACCUCAAAUCCUAGCCAACUCUUUCACUUACAGGGCUUCUAUUCCUGUCCCGAACUGUCUAACUCAGAUGUACAGUGGUCUCUUUUUUGGGAUGACCGAGUGUCUCCUUCUAGCGGUCAUGGCGUAUGACCGAUUCGCUGCCGUGUGCCACCCGCUUCAUUAUACCUUGAUCAUGAGCAAUAGGCUGUGCACCUGCUUGGUGGCCGCGUCUUGGAUUAUUGCUUUUCUGUUGACAGUGAUCCCGAUCUAUUUCAUGCCAGUCAGCUUUUGUGGUCCGAACCUCAUCAAUCAUUUUUCAUGUGAAGCUCAGGCUGUCUAUACCCUGGCCUGUUCCAACGUCCGCAUCAAUGAGAUCUUCACAAUCGCACGAGCAAUUCCCAUUUUAGUGGUUCCCUUCGUCUUCAUCAUGGCGACGUACAUUCGCAUUGGCCUGGCUGUGUUGAGGAUCCGAUCAGCCGAGGCUCAAAGCAAAGCAUUCUCCACUUGUGGCUCUCAUCUGAUUGUGGUCGGCAUAUUCUAUGGCUCAGCCAUGUCUGCGUACCUUCGGCCCCACGGCAAAUCCUCCUCUGAUCAGGACAAGUUGAUUUCUCUGUUGUAUGGGACACUGACUCCAAUGCUCAACCCUAUAAUCUACAGCCUGAGAAACAAGGACGUAAAGGGAGCUAUAUACAGAGUAAUCAAGAAGAAACUGCCAGAAUGA